AUGCAAUUGAAGAAAGAUAAACGACACAGCUGUUUAAAACUAUUCGCAGUAUUACUUAAUGUAAAUUCAUUUGAUACAGCCAUUAAAGUAAGGAACACCAUUAUGCAUAUUUAUGGUGAUCCAACAGCUGUUCGUACUAACGACUGUAUUCAACAAUUAAUUACAGUGAAGGAUACACUUCAGUUUGAUAUAGAUAAAUGUUUAGACGACGAAAAUGUAAUGAAAGAUAAUGACGAUAAGAUGGAAUUAGACAGUGUUGACGAAUUAUUAC
Messenger RNA from Didymodactylos carnosus, 271 nucleotides. The record is from the annotation of a GenBank genome assembly. Lineage: Eukaryota; Metazoa; Rotifera; Eurotatoria; Philodinida; Philodinidae.